Messenger RNA from Neltuma alba, 1536 nucleotides. Its product is annotated as UDP-glycosyltransferase 79B30-like. Lineage: Eukaryota; Viridiplantae; Streptophyta; Magnoliopsida; Fabales; Fabaceae. The record is from RefSeq and is a predicted model, not a curated record. Gene Ontology annotation, molecular function: UDP-glucosyltransferase activity. The coding region runs from base 29 to 1375 and encodes 448 amino acids. The transcript is spliced from 2 exons.
UGAUUCUCAGAACCUAGCUGAAGACGCCAUGGAAGAACCUCGUAUGCACAUAGCAAUGUAUCUCUGGCUAGCUAUUGGCCACAUAACCCCAUGUAUUCAGCUCUCAAACAAAUUAGCCAAAAGAGGUCACAGAAUCUCCAUUUUCAUCCCCACGAGAACACAAUCCAAAUUACAGCAUUUGAAUCUUCAUCCUCAUCUCAUCACCUUCAUACCCAUCACUGUUCCUCACGUUGAAGGCCUUCCUCAUGGUGCAGAAACAACCUCAGACGUGGAUCGAUCUCACCAUCCCAUCCUUAUGACUGCUAUGGACCGUACUGAGAAACAAGUGGAGGAUCUCUUGAUUCAGCUAAAACCCAACAUCGUUUUCUUUGAUUUCACAUAUUGGCUGCCAGAUCUAGCUCGAAGAUUGGGAAUCAAGUCCGUUCAGUACGGGGUUACUGGUUUAGUAGCUAAAGCUUUGUUAAUAUACAGAGAAACACAAGGCCUGCAAGCAAGGAAUAAUCAAUCUGGUUUCCCUGAUAUAAGGCUUGAUAUGCAUGAGGAAAAAUACAUGGAGAAGCUCAAGGGAUUCGAGUUUGGAAGUGGCGUUCGCUUCAAUGAUCGAAUUGACUGGGGUACAAGCUCAUCAGACGCACUAGCGUUCAAAAACUGUAGAGAAAUGGAGGGUCCUUUUGUGGACUACCUAGAAAAAGUGUCGGGGAAACGCAUUUUGCUAUCAGGACCUGUUAUACCAGAACCACUCACCUCAACUUUAGAGCCAAAAUGGGAUCACUGGCUUGCAGGAUUCAAGCAUGGUUCUGUGAUUUACUGUGCAUUUGGAAGCGAAUGCAAAUUAGAGCUUAGUCAGUUCCAAGAAUUGAUUUUGGGUCUUGAGCUCUCAGGGAUGCCUUUUUUGGUAGCUGCGAAAGCUCCAAGAGGAUAUGAAUCAGUAGAAGCAAGUCUUCCAGAGGGAUUUGAAGAAAGGGUUAGAGGAAGAGGGAUAGUGCAUGGAGGAUGGGUUCAGCAACAGUUAAUAUUAAAACACUCAUCUGUAGGCUGCUUCGUUACUCAUUGUGGUUCAGGCUCAAUGUUGGAAGCACUGCUCAGCCAUUGUCAAUUGGUUCUAUUACCCACCAUUUUUGACCAAAUCAUCAAUGCAAGGAUGAUAAGCGAACACCUCAAAGCUGGGGUUGAAGUGAAGAAAGGAGAAGAAGAUGGGUUCUUCACAAAGGAAAGUGUCUGUGAAGCAGUGACGAGUGUGAUGAAUGAAGAGAGUGAGAUUGGUAAAGAGAUCAGAGCAAAUCAUGCUAAAUUCAGAAACAUCUUGCUCAGCAACAACUUCGAGUCUAGUUAUAUUGAUAAUUUUUGUCAACAGCUUCAAGGUUUACUCAAAUGAUGAUCCAUGUUCAAGUGAGCAAGCUACCAGCUAAACGCCAAGGCCAAGCGUAUGCAUAUGAAUAUUUUAUGGACCGUGAAUGGAAGUGUUUGGUUUAGAUUUUCGUUCUUUAUAAAAUUGUUAUGCCUUAGCCAAGAGAAUAAAUAAAAUAAAAUUGUUAU